AUGCGCUGGGGGGGGGGGGCGCGGAGCGCUGCGGAGCCUCCCCUUACCGCCGGCUGCUGCUCCUCCGCGCCGGGCGAGGGGCCGGGCGAGCCUGCGCACAGCGGCGGCGGCGGCUCUGCCCAGCUCCCGCCGAGGACAAUGGGGUGCGGCCGUGCCCGCUGCCCCGCCGUGCCCCCCUGCCCCGCCGUGUUCGCCGUGCCCGCGCCCCGCCGUGCCCGCUGCCCCGCCGUGCCCCCCUGCCCCGCCGUGUUCGCCGUGCCCGCUGCCCCGCCGUGCCCGCGCCCCGCAGUGCUCCCCGUGCCCACCUGCCCCGCCGUGUUCGCCGUGCCCGCCUGCCCGCCGGCUGUGCGCCUGCGCCACCUAGCGGCCCGCUCUGAGGGCCCGGCAGCACAAGCUGUGCGGAUGAGCUUCAUUUUCAGUGUGAAGCACCGGUCACUUCCUGGUACAACAGCGGUUGAAUGUGCAUUAAAUUUGAAGAUAUAUACAGUCCAAACAGUGCAGGAUUUCUGGAGUGUCUACAACAACAUUCCUCCUGUGACAAACUUGCCUCUGAGAUGUAGCUACCAUUUAAUGCGGGGAGAAAGGCGCCCGCUUUGGGAAGAAAGCAAUGCCAAAGGAGGUAUAUGUAAAAUGAAGGUCCCUAAAGAAAGUACGGCUGCAGUUUGGAAAGAGCUACUGCUAGCAACUACUGGAGAGCAGUUUACAGAUUUCUGUGCAGCAGAUGAUGAAGUAAUAGGGGUUAGUGUCAGUGUUCGUGACCGUGAAGAUGUUGUGCAAGUCUGGAACAUGAAUUCCUCUUCAGCAAGUGAAGCAAAAGUUUUAGAAAAGAUUAAUAAACUUCUUUCACACACAUCUUUUAAAGCGGUCUUUUAUAAAUCCCACAGACAGCAUCAUGCUUUUGAAGGCUGA
This is a messenger RNA of Camarhynchus parvulus, 909 nucleotides long. It is a transcript of the gene EIF4E3, whose product is annotated as eukaryotic translation initiation factor 4E family member 3. The coding region runs from base 1 to 909 and encodes 302 amino acids. Gene Ontology annotation, cellular component: eukaryotic translation initiation factor 4F complex. The record is from RefSeq and is a predicted model, not a curated record. Gene Ontology annotation, biological process: translational initiation. The transcript has 8 exons. Gene Ontology annotation, molecular function: RNA 7-methylguanosine cap binding; translation initiation factor activity. Lineage: Eukaryota; Metazoa; Chordata; Aves; Passeriformes; Thraupidae.